This is a messenger RNA of Caenorhabditis remanei, 519 nucleotides long. RefSeq lists its product as uncharacterized. The record is from RefSeq and is a predicted model, not a curated record. The coding region runs from base 1 to 519 and encodes 172 amino acids. The transcript has 4 exons. NCBI's taxonomy places the organism in Eukaryota, Metazoa, Nematoda, Chromadorea, Rhabditida, Rhabditidae.
AUGUUCUUUUCUAUUAUUCAAUUGACCGUGAGUUUUUCCAUCGACUUGAGUGUACCGUCUGAUUAUAAGUUGUAUAUGUAUAUCAACUUUGCCUUCGUCACAUUUCUCGGAUAUUUCUCAUGGAAUGUUGUAGAAGCUUGCGAAUUGAAGUACCGGUGGUCGUUCUCGAUAGUGUUCUUUUGCCUGGUAUUGUAUCAAUAUUAUAUUCCAAAAAUCAUUAAUGUCAAAGAUACUCAAGAUAUUUUCAUCUGGAACUUUUGGGUCAGUCUUUUCGAUUACACACUCCUUCGAAUGGAACAGUUACAACCAUCUCCUCUUCUAGCACCACUUCCCCAUGAACCACUUCCUCAACAUGGAAACAGAUUUGUGCAGCAACAGUUUCGACAGUUUAACUGUUCUCCGUUACUUUCCAUUCGAGAUGCCAUGUUUACAGUAUCCCCAAAGAGACAGUAUCGAGGAGCAUUGAGUCCGACGACAGCUGCAGCGACUGGACCAGUGUGGAAACCUAGACGACAUUGA